Molecule: messenger RNA, 2137 nt
Organism: Thrips palmi
Lineage: Eukaryota; Metazoa; Arthropoda; Insecta; Thysanoptera; Thripidae
Product: gastrula zinc finger protein XlCGF8.2DB-like
Exons: 6
Coding region: 450-1691 (413 amino acids)
Biological process (GO): regulation of transcription by RNA polymerase II
Cellular component (GO): nucleus
Molecular function (GO): DNA-binding transcription factor activity, RNA polymerase II-specific; RNA polymerase II cis-regulatory region sequence-specific DNA binding
Source: RefSeq, a predicted model, not a curated record
GGCUAUCCACCUAUGCCGGAAGUCAAGCCUAACACUGCGCAUUCUUGAGCCUUGAGCUCUCAAUGAAAAAUAGUUUCAUGACUAACUUUUGGGCACGAGAACCCACGUUACCGCCCGCGACCGUGGUCCCCUGCUCGAGGGUAGAAGUCUCGGGGAGACGGAGGCGUCUUCGGGUUUGAAGUCUGAGGACUCCCCAUCGUUCCAAUGUGUCCUCUGCAUUGUGAAAGUGAUGUCAUGAUGGCCUAACCCAAUCAGGAAGGAAGAACCAAGAAAGAUUUCAAGAAGAAGCUCUUUCGAAACGCAGAUUUCUUCGCCUGGUGUUCUUUUGUACACUGAUCGACACUGGCUGUGCAUCCUGCGCUCGCUGUCAACGCUGGAGGAUUGAAGCCAGGUCGCUGGAAGAAUCGAGCUACUGUUGAUUUUCAGUCCUACGACUCGCCUCCAUUUCCAUGUGUGCUCUGCGUUGUGAGAGGUCGGCGCGAAAACGGGCACCAUCAUCGGGCCUGCCGUUGGAGGACUCGCCGCCAUUUCAAUGUGUGCUCUGCGUUGUGAGAGGUCCCGAGCACGUCAUGGAUGGUGCACCAUGUAUCCUGAUCAAGAGUUUCCAGUUUUGUGACGACGAAGCAUCAAGUGACGGCGAAAUGACGAGUCCGACGGACAUGGACAAUGAAGAGGAGCCGACGAGCCGAGCUAUUCCGAGCAAUCAUGUCCAAGCCAGCAGCUCUAGGGAGAGCCGUUUUGAGUGCACAGCUUGCAAUAAAAAAUUUAAUCGGCUUAGCUUUCUAAGAGACCACCUUCGGACCCAUACUGGAGAGAAACCAUUCGAGUGCACAGUUUGCAACAAAAAGUUCAACACGGAAAGAGGGCUUAAAGGUCAUCUCCGAAUACAUUCAGGAGAGAAACCCCAUGAGUGUAUGGUUUGUAGUAAGAAGUUUACUUUUCGACGUGAUCUCGAAACUCAUGCCCGAACCCAUACUGGGGAAAAGCCUUUCGAGUGCACAGUUUGUCACAAGAAGUACACCACGGCAAGUGAUCUGCGACGACAUGUCCGAACCCACACUGGGGAGAGGCCUUUCGAGUGCACAGUCUGCAAUGAUAAGUUUUAUAGGUCCUCUGAUCUCAUACGUCAUCUUCGAGUCCAUACGGGAGAGAAACCAUUCAAGUGCACAGUUCGUAACAAAAAAUUCAACACUGGGGGUGGACUUACAGCCCAUCUUCGCACUCAUCGAGGAGCGAAGCCUUUCGAAUGCACCCUUUGCAGGAAGAAGUUGUCGAGCGAAUCAUAUCUAAGGACUCAUCUACUUACCCAUACCGGGGAGAAGCCUUAUGAGUGCUCAGUUUGUAAUAUGAGAUUUACAGACGAAUGUGUUCUUAGACGUCAUGUUCGAACCCAUACCGGGGUGAAGCCUUUCGAGUGCAAAGUGUGUGAUCAGAAAUUCUAUCGGUCAGAACAUUUGGGACGUCACGUUCUAACCCAUACCGGGGUGAAGCCUGUCGAGUGCUCUGUUCGUAAUAAGAAGUUUUAUCGGUCACAUCAUUUGAGACGGCACAUGUUUUACAAGCGUUUCAGAUGCACAGUUUGUAACAAGAGGCUUUCGUCACAGGCUUAUAUGAUUACUCAUCUCAAGUGUCAUAUUAGGGACUUACUUGUCGAAAGGCCAUUGUCACGUGAGAAUUCCAAUUGUACCUAAACGGAACAAACCAGUGUUAUAUAAGACAUUGUCGUUUGCUGUCUCCUUGGAUUAAUGCCAAGUCUAAGACUUUUGCCAUAUUUGUCGUGUCAAAAUAUUGCAAAAACAUUUUCUAUGUCUACAUGAUAUAUCGUAUCCUGUAUAUUUUAAAUCGUGUGGUAAAGUGUCUGAUUUUAACUACGCUUCGUUUGAACGUACUUUUUAAUAUGUUGAUGUUUUUUUUUCAUGUGUUGGAUUGUUGAUUCUAAAUGAAAGAUUUUUUCUUUCUUUUUCUAGUGACGUAACGUUUAAUUAUUCGUCUUAUUAAAGAAAUCAGAAUGUUGUGUUCAACUUUAUUUCUGUAGUGCUUGUGAGAGAUUUCUCUGGAAGUGCCGAAAUAUAUCUUGUCAUUUUUCCAUUUUCUUCCAGGUUGGCGUGACCACACGGUCUGUUCCAAUGAUCAGGAA